UUUAAACUGUAUUAUAUAAUUAUGUUAAAUUCUAAUGUAUCUGAGUCGGAAAAUUACAGUAGUUUUGUUACUGUACAUUACGCAUUUUGUACACUCUAAAACUUCUGGAUAUGACUCAAGUGACUCAAACCUGAUCGUUGGAAGCAUCGGGUUUAAAAGACUAUCGCAAAUAACUGAGCUCUGUGAAGUCAACAACGACUUUCUGUUCAGAACAAAUGAAGUCCAACUCAGGAUGAACCAGGACAUCUUCGAGUGCCUCUCAAAGAUGAAGCUUAAUGGAACUCUAAAAACAACAACCAUGACAUCUCUUUCAGUUAAGCAAUGGGUUCUCUGGGAAGUUGAUCGGUUUAACUUGAAAGAUGAAAUGAAUUGGAUAUCGGGGACUAUUAACACUUGCGGGAACUCUAAGGAUUCAUUUCUCGGUGGACCUUGUGUUCUUGCGUCUGGUGGAGUUAAGCGGUUCUACAACCAUCUUCCUGAACAUACCGAGAUUAAGAUAAGUGGUCGGGUACAUUUUUUCGAUGAGUGGAAAGGGGAAUCUGUAUUUUUAAGAGUUAAUGAUAAAAUACUAUGGAGCGAAUGGCAUAACUGGUGUCCUACAGUUCCUGAUUCUGCUUGUAUGAAGUUUGGAAUAGAUGCUUGCGGUAUCGAAUACCCUGAUAGGCUAUCUACAUUAGGUGUAUUUCGAGGUUUCAACGGCUAAUUCUGAUCGCUCAGUGGCAUUAGAGUUUUUUAGUAAUCUGGCCAAAGAAAGGAACCCUUGCGAUGUUUCUUGGGGCAUAGACGAUAUUGUUCUACAUUUUAGAUAGGUUUAUCAGGUCUAUCGGCCUCAGACCUUCAUAAUUCCUAAUGUGGUUUUAUUUUAAAAUUCGAUUUACCUUUGUUCUAGAUCACCACCUCUAGCUAGUAGAAGCUGAACAACAUCUUCUUGUUCUGACUCAAGUGCC
Theileria parva strain Muguga is the source of this 947-nucleotide messenger RNA. RefSeq lists its product as uncharacterized. The transcript has 7 exons. NCBI's taxonomy places the organism in Eukaryota, Apicomplexa, Aconoidasida, Piroplasmida, Theileriidae. The record is from RefSeq and is a predicted model, not a curated record. Bases 35 to 703 code for a protein of 222 amino acids.